Messenger RNA from Vanrija pseudolonga, 783 nucleotides. RefSeq lists its product as uncharacterized. The record is from RefSeq and is a predicted model, not a curated record. The coding region runs from base 1 to 783 and encodes 260 amino acids. The transcript has a single exon. NCBI's taxonomy places the organism in Eukaryota, Fungi, Basidiomycota, Tremellomycetes, Trichosporonales, Trichosporonaceae.
AUGUUUGCCGUCGUCGUCUUUGCUGGGCUCAUCUACGCCCUUCUCGACCUCGCCCGAGCUGCCCUCGUCCUGUCGCUCGACGAGCAGAUCUUCACCGGCCAGCCGUUGUUUGAUUUCAUCGAGACCAUUGUGGGCUUCGACUACGUCGCAGCCGUCGUUCUUGCCCUCACGCCACCCGUCUCCUCCCGGUCGUCUUCGCCACGGACCUCGCCGCGUCGCCGGUCGUCCAGCUCGUCCCGUCGGCGCUGGACUGGCUCGACGCGUCACAGCUCGGUCAUCCGGUCGUGUCGCAGCUCGGCCAUCUCAUCUCGCCACUGGGCAGCCUCGUCUCGUCGCGCGCGCGUCUCAUCGGCGUCCCCUCUUCCCUCUGGCGCAUCGCCUCCUGCCUCCCCGACCGACUCGCCCACCUUCUUUGUCGGUGGCACGCGCCUCCAGCCGAUGGCAACCGUCGCCGCGCUCUCGUCCGGCGGCAUUACCCGCGCCUCGCCACCCGCUGGCCCUCGCGAGCUGCUCCUUGCCUGCUCUGCUCGGCCUGCGCGUUCCUUCGAGGAACGCCAGCGCGGCCCCGAGCCCCUCCACUCCGCGGUUAUGCUCGGCGCCGUCCUCAAGGUGUCCCUCGGCAAGGAGGGCACCAACCGUGCAGUCGACCCGUUUGCCUUUGACACUGACGCCGGCUUUAUUGCCGUCGCAUUCGACGGUGCCAAGGUCACCCAGAAGGAGGUCGACACCAUCCUCCCCCCUCACAUCGCGGCGGCCCUCGCGGCGAGCGAGGAGCUCUACUGA